This is a messenger RNA of Kluyveromyces lactis, 1353 nucleotides long. It is a transcript of the gene ATG4, whose product is annotated as cysteine protease ATG4. The coding region runs from base 1 to 1353 and encodes 450 amino acids. Lineage: Eukaryota; Fungi; Ascomycota; Saccharomycetes; Saccharomycetales; Saccharomycetaceae. Gene Ontology annotation, molecular function: protein-phosphatidylethanolamide deconjugating activity. The record is from RefSeq and is a predicted model, not a curated record. The transcript has a single exon.
AUGGAGUUCUUGUCAAGGAUAUCACAACAUUUAGGUAUAGUGGAAGAUGUUGAUCGAGAUGGCACCGUGUUCAUAUUGGGCAAAGAAUACGCUCCCCUUAACAAUAAAUCAAGAACGGAUGUGGAAACAGAUGACUCGGCCUUGGAAAGCCUGAUAAAUAUCGUCUCAUUAAAUCCUGGACUUUUGUCUGACGUACAUUCACGAGUGUUCUUCACAUACCGCACACAGUUUACCCCUAUCCGCAGAAAUGAGAAUGGACCAUCUCCUAUCAAUUUUACCCUUUUUUUUAGAGAUAAUCCUAUCAACACAUUAGAAAAUGCUUUAACUGAUCCUGACAGUUUUUAUUCAGAUAUUGGUUGGGGUUGUAUGAUACGCACUGGGCAGGCUCUUUUAGCGAAUGCCAUUCAAAGAGUCAAGCUUGCCAGGGAGUUCAGAAUAAAUGCUUCAAGAAUAGAUGAUAAUGAGUUAAAUCUGAUCCGUUGGUUUCAAGACGAUGUCAAAUAUCCUUUGUCGUUACACAACUUUGUCAAAGCAGAAGAGAAAAUAUCUGGAAUGAAACCUGGGCAGUGGUUUGGGCCAAGCGCAACAGCCAGAAGCAUAAAAACAUUGAUUGAAGGGUUUCCCCUUUGUGGAAUUAAGAAUUGUAUAAUUUCAACUCAGUCGGCAGAUAUAUACGAAGAUGAGGUCACAAGAAUUUUUCAUAAGGAUAGGGAUGCUAAUUUACUUCUGCUGUUUGCUGUCAGGUUGGGUGUUGACAAAAUCAACAGCUUAUACUGGAAAGACAUAUUCAAGAUUCUCUCAUCACCAUAUUCUGUCGGGAUCGCAGGCGGUAAACCCUCGUCAUCAUUAUACUUUUUUGGAUAUCAAAAUGAAAAUCUUUUCUACCUUGAUCCACACAACACUCAGCAAUCUUCUUUAAUGAUGGAUGAUCUUGAAUUUUACCGAAGUUGUCACGGACACAAAUUCAACAAAUUGCAUAUAUCAGAAACAGAUCCGUCAAUGUUACUCGGUAUGUUAAUUUCAGGUAAGAAUGAAUGGGAUCAGUUUCAUACUUAUUUCAGAGAUAGUCAAAUUAUUCAAUUUUUGACAACCAGGCCAGAAAAUGAUUUAUAUCAAAGUGCCAAUAUGUCUGUCGGUUCUGAUUCUAUUCACUCAUUGGAGUCAGACAUACAGGACACUGGAGAAUACGUUGAUGUUGGAACAUUAGUUUCUGGCAAACAAAUGUCCUCCCCGCAACCAAAAGAUGAAGAAUUUGAAGAUGUUAAAUGCAAAAGCCAGCGAAUAAUCGUCUGCGAAGAUCCAGCUGAUCCUGAAGUUGAACAAGUUCUUGUCGAGGAUUCAUCCUCCUGCUGA